CCAGACCCCACAAGCUCCAGAAGAGGUGUAGAGGCCGUGAGCUGUGAUCCGCCAUGGCCAGGGCGCACCCCCCCACCACCGCCCCCUCGGCCGCGCCCGCCGCCACCACCACUGUCACGGCCACCGUGGUGCUGACGGCGGCCGCCCUGGACCUGCGGGACUGGCUGUUCCUGUGCUACGGCCUCAUCGCCUUCCUGACGGAGGCCAUCGACAGCACCACCUGCCCAGCCGUGUGCCGCUGCGACCGCGGCUUCAUCUACUGCAACGACCGCGGCCUCACCUCCAUCCCCGCCGACAUUCCCGACGACGCCACCACCCUGUUCCUGCAGAACAACCGCAUCGGCAACGCGGGCAUCCCCCGGGCGCUGCAGACCAAGCUGCGGGUGCGGGUCGUGUACCUGUACCAGAACGCGCUGGACGAGUUCCCCGCCAACCUGCCGCGCUCGCUGCGGGAGCUGCACCUUCAGGACAACAACGUGCGCACCCUGGCCCGCGCCGCCCUGGCCCGCCUGCCCCUGCUGGAGAAGCUGCACCUGGACGACAACUCCGUGUCCACCGUGAGCAUCGAGGACGACGCCUUCGCCGACAGCCGCCGCCUCCGGCUGCUCUUCCUCAGCCGUAACCACCUGAGCAGCGUCCCGGCCGGGCUGCCCCACACGCUGGAGGAGCUGCGGCUGGACGACAACCGCAUCUCCACCAUCCCGCUGCACGCCUUCCGCGGGCUGGGCAGCCUGCGGCGCCUGGUGCUGGACGGCAACCUGCUGGCCAACCAGCGCAUCGCCGACGACACCUUCAGCCGCCUGCAGAACCUCACGGAGCUGUCGCUGGUGCGCAACUCGCUGGCCGCGCCCCCCCUGCGCCUGCCCAGCGCCCGGCUGCAGAGGCUCUUCCUGCAGGACAACGCCAUCAGCCACGUGCCCGCCGAUGCCCUGGCCCGCAUGCGGGCGCUCGAGCGGCUGGACCUGUCCAACAACAACCUGACCACGCUGCCCCGCGGCCUCUUCGACGACCUGGACAGCCUGGCGCAGCUCCUGCUGCGGAACAACCCCUGGUUCUGCGGCUGCGGCCUCCUCUGGCUGAGGGACUGGGUGAGGGCGCGGGCCGCCGAGGUCAACGUGCGGGGCCUCAUGUGCCAGGGCCCCGAAAGGGUGCGGGGCAUGGCCAUCAAGGACAUCACCGGCGAGAUGGACGAGUGCCUGGAGCCGGGCGCCGGAGCCGGAGCCGGAGGGGGCGGGGGCGGGGGCGCCCCCAAGACCACAGCCGGCAGCCAGGCCUCGGCCACCACCCCGCAGGGCUCCCUCUUCACCCUCAAGGCCAGGAGGCCCGGCCUGCCGCUGCCCGACUCCGGCCUGGACUACCCGCUGGCCACGGGCGGCGGUGGCGGCGGUGGAGGCGGCGGUGCCAAGACCCUGGCCAUCCACGUGAAGCCCCUGACGGCCGACUCCAUCCGCAUCACGUGGAAGGCCGCCCUGCCCGCAGCCUCGUUCCGUCUUAGUUGGCUGCGCCUGGGCCACAGCCCGGCCGUAGGCUCCAUCACGGAGACGCUGGUGCAGGGCGACAAGACGGAGUACCUGCUCACAGCGCUGGAGCCCAAGUCCACCUAUGUCAUCUGCAUGGUCACCAUGGAAACGGGCUACCCGGAUGCCGCCGCCACCGAGACGCCGGUGUGCGCCAAGGCCCAGACGGCCGACAGCUACGGCCCCACCACCGCGCUCAACCAGGAGCAGAACGUCGACCCCCUGGCCGGCCUGCCCCUGGCGGGCAUCAUCGGGGGCGCCGUGGCCCUGGUCUUCCUCUUCCUGGUGCUGGGGGCCAUCUGCUGGUACGUGCACCGUGCCGGCGAGCUGCUGAGCCGGGAGCGCGCCUACAACCGGGCCGGCAGGAAAAAGGACGACUACAUGGAAUCGGGCACCAAGAAGGAUAACUCCAUCCUGGAGAUCCGCGGCCCCGGGCUGCAGAUGCUGCCCGUCAACCCUUACCACCACAGCAAGGAGGAGUACGUGGUCCACACCAUCUUCCCCUCCUCCAACGGCAGCAGCUUGUGCAAGGGCAGCCACGCCAUCGGCUACGGCACCACGCGGGGCUACCGGGACGCCGGCAUCCCGGACGUCGACUACUCCUACACCUGACGCCCCCCGCCUCGCCACCGGCUCCCCGAGCCCCCCACCCCUGGCGUAGCUGCGAGUGGCGUGGCACCCCCUCUGCCCGCCUGCUGCCGCUGACCCCACAGAGUCUGGGAGAGGACAGCUGGCCUGCAGCCCUCCCCAGUCGGAAGCCAAGUUCGGGGAGGGUCAGUUCUGUAGAACACAAGAGUGGAAAACAGACAACGUCAACAACGUUUUUUGUUUUUUUUUUUAAA
Messenger RNA from Erinaceus europaeus (western European hedgehog), 2359 nucleotides. RefSeq names its product fibronectin leucine rich transmembrane protein 1 (gene FLRT1). Gene Ontology annotation, molecular function: protein binding. The coding region runs from base 54 to 2129 and encodes 691 amino acids. The transcript has 2 exons. NCBI's taxonomy places the organism in Eukaryota, Metazoa, Chordata, Mammalia, Eulipotyphla, Erinaceidae. The record is from RefSeq and is a predicted model, not a curated record.